CAUAAUUUUCAGGGUUUUAUAAACUUCCUCCUCCAUCUGAAUAAAAACUCUCAUACUCUGUCUUUACACACGGCAGAGUAGACAUGCCGAAAUCCAAAAGAGAUCGCGCUGUGACACUAUCAAAGACAAAGAAGAAAGGGAAAGAGCAUAAAGAAACAAUUGUCAACACGAUUAGAGAAGCCAUUGAACAAUAUAAUUCUGUUUAUGUUUUUACCUUUGAAAAUAUGAGGAAUCUUAAGUUUAAGCAGUUCAGAGAACAGCUUAAAUCCAACACCAGAUUCUUUCUCGGGUCAAACAAAGUUAUGCAGGUUGCUCUAGGCCGAUCUGAUUCCGAUGAGAUAAGACCCGGGCUUCACAAGGUGUCAAAGCUUCUUCGCGGGGAUUCAGGGCUUUGUGUGACCAAUAUGUCUAAAGAAGAGGCCCAAAGAAUAUUCAAUGAGUAUGAAGAUUAUGAUUUUGCCAGGACGGGAAGUAUUGCCACAGAAACGGUAGAACUCAAAGAAGGUCCUCUGGAGCAGUUCACCCAUGAAAUGGAACCCUUCUUGCGUAAGCAAGGAAUGACUGUGCGGUUAAACAAAGGAGUGGUGGAACUUGUUGGUGACUGCGUUGUAUGCACAGAGGGGAACCCCAUAUCACCUGAAUCUUCCCGUAUUCUGCGCUUAAUGGGAAUCAAGAUGGCUACUUUUAAGCUACACUUGAUAUGCAGAUGGAGCCCUGAAGAUUUCGAAGUCUAUCAAGAAGGCCUGGAAGGUUCAGAUAUUGAAUCCGCUUAAUAAUACUUCAAAUUUAUGUACCAAGGUUUUGUUAGAUCAGGUUUGUAUUGACGUGUUAAAUGAUUAAACUUAACACAGUUUUGUGAGACUUCAUAUUAUUAUGACUGCUGGAUUGUGUAAAAGUUCCAACAUAGAUAUGUCAGUGUUCUUAAUUGCAUUGCUUUCUUUUUCAA
Messenger RNA from Erigeron canadensis, 946 nucleotides. RefSeq names its product mRNA turnover protein 4 homolog. The transcript has 8 exons. Lineage: Eukaryota; Viridiplantae; Streptophyta; Magnoliopsida; Asterales; Asteraceae. The record is from RefSeq and is a predicted model, not a curated record. Gene Ontology annotation, cellular component: nucleolus; preribosome, large subunit precursor. Bases 84 to 773 code for a protein of 229 amino acids. Gene Ontology annotation, biological process: ribosomal large subunit assembly; nuclear-transcribed mRNA catabolic process; rRNA processing. Gene Ontology annotation, molecular function: RNA binding.